Molecule: messenger RNA, 669 nt
Organism: Corvus hawaiiensis (hawaiian crow)
Lineage: Eukaryota; Metazoa; Chordata; Aves; Passeriformes; Corvidae
Gene: NR2C2AP
Product: nuclear receptor 2C2 associated protein
Exons: 6
Coding region: 92-514 (140 amino acids)
Source: RefSeq, a predicted model, not a curated record
UCCCGUGCCGGCGUCCCCGCGGAGCCGGGGGCGGUACCGGACACCGGGAGCGGGGCGAGAGCUCCGCCUCUUCCUGCGGCGGGCGGCAGCGAUGCCCCCGGAGCCCCUGGUCUGUGCCCGCACGGCCGCGCGGGUGAGCUCCGUGCUGAACCGGGACGUGAAGCAGUUUGGGAAGCAGCACCUGUUCGAUGGCAGCGAGGAGACCUGCUGGAACUCGGACCAGGGCACGUCCCAGUGGGUCACCCUGGAUUUCCCCCAGCCCGUCAAGGUCUCGCAGCUCCACAUCCAGUUCCAGGGGGGAUUUUCCAGCCGGCUGUGCACGCUGGAAGGCUGCAGGACUGGUGAGGAACUGGUGAAAAUAUCCGAGCUGUACCCCCAGGACAGCCAUGCCCUGCAAAGAUUCCAGGUGGAGGAAACGGUGCUGGAUAAGCUGAGGAUCACCUUUGGGAGCAGCACGGAUUUCUUCGGGAGGAUCGUGGUUUAUCACCUGGGGGUGCUGGGGGAGAGGCUCUAGGGGGGGACACUGGGGGGCUGUGCCCACUUUGGGGGCUCUGCAGACCCCCCUGAGAGGGAUCCCUGUCCCCUGGGGUGACGCUGGUGAAGGACACGGGAGGCUGUGGUGGGACACAGGGGUGCAAUGGGAUCAAUUAAAGAUAUUCCUGCUCUUUC